GGCGCGCUACUCUAUCUCAUUCUGUCACAUUUCAAACUUGUCAAAAUACAUUGUUAAGAAUUUACGAUUGUUGUUUUGCUUGUAAACUUGAAUUUUAUACUUAUUAAAUCAAAAUUGUGAUAAAAAGAAUAAACAAUGGCUUCUCAAGUAUCAAGGACGAGUACUGGUGAAAGUUUUGAAAGGAAACUUCGUUACAGACAGAUUCUGGAGUAUCUAUCCACUUUAGAAAAUGAAGCUGAUGACAAUGUGGACUGUAUGGAUAAGACCAGAGAGAUGGUCAAGGAGGCGAAGGCUCUAUUUGCAGAGUCUACUCUUGAGGAGAAAAUUAAGGAUCCAGGCGAGGAGUACCUGGACUCGCGCGUGAUGCGCGCCGCCAGUGACAUCACGGUGCGGUGCUCCGUGGCAGUCAGCUGCAACGUCAACACGUACGACCGACACGAGCUAGCUAAGCAUAUUCAAGAGAACCCCCAGUUCUGGCAGUUCACGUUUCCCCUGGAGGUGCCGGUGGUGGGGCACCUGUUCGGCACGUUCGCCCCCACGCCGCCCGAGCAGAGGCCGCGCGUCCCUCGCAGGCAGGUUGAGAAGCAGCAGGCUGCGCAGCUUAAAGAACCUGAGAAGGUGGACAGGCUAGAGAAACAAGAAGAAGGCUCGGCGAUGGUGACCAAAGUGCACCGCUUCAUAAACAAGUGGUACAAGCAGCGCCGCGCCCCGCUGAGCUACUUCCACGCCGUGCUGGACCCCACCAGCUUCAGUCGCAGCGUCGAGAACAUCUACCAUGUCUCCUUCCUCGUUAGGGAUGGGAAGGUCUCUAUUACAUUAGAUGAACAAAACGGCCUGCCGUUCAUAACUCCGCUAUCGACAGAGCAGCAGGAGUCGAACAGGACAGAGGAGAAACAAUUCAUAGUCUCCAUAGACAUGCGGAGGUGGCAGGAACUAGUCUCAGCAUUCGACAUAAGUGAACCUAUGAUGGUGUUGAAGAAAUAAUCAGUUUUAUACGUUAAAUUAUUGUGAUUUUAUACCAAAAUGUUGAUUAUGUAUGUGUGUACGUCACAAAGCGUUAUUAUUAUGUACUAGCUACUUCCGCGCGGUUUCACCCGCUCUGCUUAGCUCCUAUUGGUCAUAGCGUGAUGUUUUAUAGCCUAUAGCCUUCCUCGAUAAAUGCACUAUUCAACACAAAAAUA
Molecule: messenger RNA, 1181 nt
Organism: Spodoptera frugiperda (fall armyworm)
Lineage: Eukaryota; Metazoa; Arthropoda; Insecta; Lepidoptera; Noctuidae
Gene: Nse4
Product: non-structural maintenance of chromosomes element 4 homolog A
Exons: 7
Coding region: 136-984 (282 amino acids)
Biological process (GO): DNA repair
Cellular component (GO): Smc5-Smc6 complex; nucleus
Source: RefSeq, a predicted model, not a curated record